Selaginella moellendorffii is the source of this 1299-nucleotide messenger RNA. RefSeq lists its product as uncharacterized. Lineage: Eukaryota; Viridiplantae; Streptophyta; Lycopodiopsida; Selaginellales; Selaginellaceae. The transcript has 7 exons. The coding region runs from base 38 to 838 and encodes 266 amino acids. The record is from RefSeq and is a predicted model, not a curated record. Gene Ontology annotation, cellular component: mitochondrion. Gene Ontology annotation, biological process: mitochondrial respiratory chain complex III assembly.
GAGAGAGAGAGAGAGUAGAGGUUAGGGCAAAAAGAGAAUGGCGCUACUUAGGCGAGGGUCGCGCGGCCUUGGGCCACCGGCGGCAUGGUGGAGAUUACGCGCGGCCAUGGCAACGGCGGCGGCCCCGGCGCCAGAGCAGGCAAGUCUCGAGGACGCAUUUGGAUACAAGAUCAAGCCCUGCUCGCUCGCGCUGCCGCCAGACUCCAUGAUCCGCUACGUGGAGCCCCAUCCGGGCGGAUUCCGGGGCCUGAUGCUCAAGGUUCUUGGAUUCUACAGCAAAGAGAGCACGCGAAUUCGUGGAGCCAAGCGGCUGUAUGCGCGGAUCACUAGCCAGGUCGAGAAUCCGGAGCUCUAUUCGAGCUUUGGACUUGAGAAGAAGUUCCGGACUGUCCACGCGAUGCUUUUGCUGCACGUGUGGAUGGUUCUUGUGAGGCUCCGGACUGAAGAGAAGGGAGAGAACAUCGGGCAGACGAUGUACGAGGUUUUCAAUCUGGAUUUGGAGCAAAGGAUUUACAAAGAAGGGGUAAAGAUGACAAUGAUAAUCACCAAGUGGCUCAAGGAACUCGAGAAGAACUUCUAUGGAGCCUCUGUAGCUUACGACAAAGCUCUAAGCGGAUCUUCCAUGAAAGAAGAUUUGGAGCGUGCUCUUUGGAGAAAUGUGUUUGCCGAAGACGACUCUCCAAUGCCAAAAUCCGGUCCUCAACUGGCUAACGUGCAGGCUUUUGCGAGAUAUGUCCGCAGGGAACUUGCGUGCUUGGUAAUAACCGAAUCCGAGGACUUUAGGACCGGCAACAUUCGUUUCUCCACAGAAUUCGAGGCUCUAAAAGAAGACCACUAAUUUCAAUAUAUAAAUCAAGGCUCGUAAACCUCUCUUCGUCCUCCAGCCUCCAGCUUUUCGAGAGCGAUCAAUGGGUGCUCCAGAAGUUCUUCCCAGCGACAGCAACGACGACAACAAGAUUGUUCUCUGCGGCUGCUAUUCCUUCUCGAUCGCCAAGAAGAAGGAUCAUGACUGUGAUCUCAAGGCUCUGAUCCAGGAGGGGAAGAAGAUGAACAAGGGAGAUCACAGCCAUGAUCUCCAGGCGAAGAACAAGCCAUCGACACCAGCGUUCCCAGCAGCACCCUCAGCGCCGAUCAUCGUUCCAUACUUCCAGUCGUCUUCCAGAUUGUUUCUCGCGUAACUUCUUCCAGCUCGAGAGAGAUCGAGCGAGUUUUCCAUCUUUGUUUCCAAUGCGGCUUCUAGAACAAUUUUGUGAGUGAGAGUGAGUUCCAAUUAAAAAAAACACAAAAAAUUCGUUUUUU